AUGAGUCGCGCAAGGCGGGAAUCCCUUGACGCCCUAAGAAAAUGGAUCUUGGGAAGGUCAUCCCAAGUGACGAAAUUAGCCUCAGGCCAAGGUAUCGCCGGAACUAGAGCAGCCCCCUCCCAGAGCGGUCCAAACGACACAAAAAUUGGUUCCCGUUUGGAUAAUGGCGAGAAGAUUGUAAAGGAAGGAAAGGACUAUAAACGGUACAAAUGGCAACUCAAUAAGAACGCGGAUAAUGCGACGCUCAAAGAGCUGGCGAACAAAGAUUCUCACAAAGUGUGGGCCGAGGCGGACGUAUCCGUCACAACAGAUGCUUCUGCAGCAAAAGCAGCUGUGGAGAAGCUCUUCGAGGAUUUGGAGAAAGACCUGAAAGGGUAG
Messenger RNA from Penicillium alfredii, 378 nucleotides. RefSeq lists its product as uncharacterized. The coding region runs from base 1 to 378 and encodes 125 amino acids. The record is from RefSeq and is a predicted model, not a curated record. Lineage: Eukaryota; Fungi; Ascomycota; Eurotiomycetes; Eurotiales; Aspergillaceae. The transcript has a single exon.